GCUCCGAGACCAAUGGCUUACGGCGAGAGGCGCGGGGGCGGGGAAGAUCGACCGCAUACCCAACCCGAGGCCCGGGAGGUGGUUGGGGAGUGAAUUUUCUGGAAGGCGACUUUAAAAGCGACGGGCCAGAGCGAAGGGCGUUUCGGUGCCGCCACCGCCCGGGCCGGGUAGUGGGCGCGUUGGUGGCCGGAAGCGAGCUGCACCGAGGUCGUCGCGGAACCAGCUGGUGACCCUCGCAGGAUGAACCACAAGAGCAAGAAGCGGAUCCGCGAGGCCAAGCGGAGUGCGCGGCCGGAGCUGAAGGACUCGCUGGACUGGACCCGGCACAACUACUACGAGAGCUUCUCGCUGAACCCGGCGGCAGUGGCGGAUAAUGUGGAAAGGACAGACGCGUUACAACUGUCGGUGGAAGAAUUUGUGGAACGAUAUGAAAGACCUUACAAGCCCGUGGUUCUACUGAAUGCCCAAGAGGGCUGGUCUGCUCAGGAGAAAUGGACCCUGGAGCGCCUUAAAAGGAAAUACCGGAACCAAAAGUUCAAGUGCGGUGAGGAUAAUGAUGGCUACUCAGUGAAGAUGAAGAUGAAAUACUAUAUCGAGUAUAUGGAGAGCACUCGAGAUGACAGCCCCCUUUACAUCUUUGACAGCAGCUACGGCGAACACCCCAAAAGAAGGAAACUUCUGGAAGACUACAGGGUCCCCAAGUUUUUCACUGAUGACCUUUUCCAGUAUGCAGGGGAGAAGCGCAGGCCCCCUUACAGGUGGUUUGUGAUGGGGCCACCACGCUCUGGAACUGGAAUUCACAUCGACCCUCUGGGAACCAGUGCCUGGAAUGCCUUAGUUCAAGGCCAUAAGCGCUGGUGCCUGUUUCCCACAAGCACGCCCAGGGAGCUCAUCAAGGUGACCCGGGAAGAAGGAGGGAACCAGCAAGAUGAAGCUAUUACCUGGUUUAAUAUCAUUCAUCCCCGGACACAGCUUCCAACCUGGCCGCCUGAAUUCAAACCACUGGAAAUCUUACAAAAACCAGGAGAGACUGUCUUUGUACCAGGAGGCUGGUGGCACGUUGUCCUCAAUCUUGACACCACUAUUGCCAUCACCCAAAAUUUUGCCAGCAGCACCAACUUCCCUGUUGUAUGGCACAAGACAGUAAGAGGGAGACCAAAGUUAUCAAGGAAAUGGUAUAGGAUCUUGAAGCAAGAACACCCUGAGUUGGCCGUCCUUGCCGACUCUGUUGACCUCCAAGAAUCCACAGGGAUCGCCUCAGACAGCUCCAGUGACUCCUCCAGCUCCUCCAGCUCCAGCUCGUCCAACUCGGAUUCCGAGUGUGAGUCUGGGUCUGAAGGCGACGGGACAAUGCACCGCAGGAAGAAGAGGAGGACGUGCAGCCUGGUGGGGAAUGGGGACACCACCUCCCAGGAUGACUGUGUGAGCAAAGAGCGCAGCUCCUCCAGGAUUAGGGACACUUGUGGAGGCCGGGCUCACCCCUGAGCAGAUAGAGACUCUCCCCAAGGUGGCUCCCGUGUGAGCUGUCAGUGCCACCCAACUCAGUUUUCACGUCUUCUGCUCCUACCUUCUCCUUUGUCUGCUGUGAAUUUGGAUAACCCUUCUCUGGUCCAAGCUGCCGUCUUCACACAAACACUGUUUUUACUGCAUACUAAGAAUAGAUUGCCCAGAAGUUUAAAAACUCGGCAAGCACAGUGAAACCCUGACACUCUGAAGGCUGGCGUGAUGUGGGGUAAGAAGGUUCGGUGCUGCCUCCUUGAAAACCAAGCUGGCCAACCACGAGGCUGGGAAGCUGGGCUCCUUUGGACGUGGUGUAUCAUCUGUUACCUCGCUGAUGUGGGUAAAGAGCUUCACUGCCCACAGAGCAGCUGCAAGCGAACCAGCAGACACUAAGAGUGGUGAGCCGACUCUGAUCUGUGUGUGAAUCCAUUCCAGUAAGAAGUACCGUGACUGUGCGACCAUCCUGUAUGUCUCCAUGUGUCCAAAAACACAUUCAUGGCAAUACCCAGCCUGCGGUUCCUGUGCGGCUCACUGCUGCCUCGUAGUAGUGCUUAGAAUUUGUUCACCUUUUCUCCACAAUCAGAGAGGCUGUUCAAUUGCAGGAAUGUUCUGGAUAGUGUAUUUUUGGGGGAGGGAUGAUACACAGGGUUAUUUGUCUAUGAACAGACUCAGAAAGGUAUUUAAUGGUUUCUCACAGAACUAAACUUACAAAUGGCCAGGGUCUAACAGAUUUGUCCCAUUCUUUCCCACCACAUUGAGCCAUAAGUCAGAAGCUCUCCCUCUGUGAGAUGCCCCAGGAUUAGUGUCUCCAUUUGUUUGACCUGGUGUUAGCAGUAGCUUUUGUGUUACAUGCUGGCCAUAAAUUCAGAGAUGGUGCUACUAGUCUUUAGGAUGUGUUUAGACUUCUAAAUAACUCUGUUAUGAAUACUUAGGGAUGACCAGUAUGUUCCAUCUUUUGCCCUCCUGAUUCACCUACUUGCCUUAAUCUGCUCCUAAAUGCAAUUAAAUUUCAGUGAAAACAAGGGAGUGUGUCAAUCAGGGAUGUGCCCCGUGAAGAGCACCAUCUGGGCUGCAGUGGAGGCAGGCGCAGCAGCAGCCAGGAGGGAGAAGGAGGUGUCGCCAUAGUGCCCCGGCAGUGGAAGGGUAUGUGUGGACACCAGACAUACCAGAACUGCCAGGUGUGGCCUCUCAGAAUCCCCCCUAAAAGUAAUAUGAGAGGGGCAAUCCAGGUGUCUUCUUUGCCAAAUGCUGUUUGUAACCGGCUAUCACUUCCUGACACUGGGCUGGUCCCCAAAGUUGUCCUAGUCCAGUUUUCUGCAUCCUAAAAUGCCAGCCCAAAUAAGUGGCUGGGUAGGAUGGAGACCUUCUGCCCCUUCCUUGGCUGCUGCAGUAGCUCUGCCUGCCACGUGGCGCAGCACCCCGCCCCUCCUCCGGAGCUCAGGCAGCAGCGGGCGCCCUCUGCUUCCCAGGUGGCCCCAUAGCAUUUGGGUGUGAGUAAAGUCAAACCCGGAAGGUAUAACCUCUGUAUUAAUAUCUGAAUGGUGUUCCUCCUCUUAAAACUUCUCUGACCAUCUUCAGAGUGCUUUUUUCUUUUCCCCAGUAUUGCUACCGAACUCUCACAUUCCCCUUCUUCCCAAAUUCAUACAAACUGCUCCUCUCUAAACUUCAGUUUAAAGGACAAACCAAAACUGUAAGGCUGUUGCCGGCAGGGGGGUAGUGGGACACGUUUGCAGUGGCUGGGAUGGCGGAAUGGCAGUUUGAAUUUGAGAGAUUAGCCACCCAGUUUUUCCUUCCCCAGAUGCCAAAGGGUAUUCCUGUUUGACAAACAAUAUGCAGAAAUAAGGGAACCAGCCCACUGACAUACUCAGUCACCUCUCCCGAAAGUCUGUAUAGCGCAGAUUACGUGCUGUGUUUGGCUGUUUGCCACCCCUUGAAUGGCCGUGGGACACUCCGUUUGGUUUAGCCGGGCCAGCGAACAGCCCCUCCUUUCCCUGGCGCUGCAGGCCCGCCAGAGCGCACCUUUAUGGAGGCGAGGCAGGGAGGCGGUGGGGAAACUGAGAAGGGAGAGGACCAGGGCCGGGUGAUCAGGAUAAGGCGGGAAGUGGGAACCGAGGGUUCAUCUGUUCUGAAGUUAAUCCUUCUGCCCGCUUGGCAUGAGCUACUGCAUUUGAGUGGCGUCACAACAGUAAGAGGGAGAUGCAACAUCCGACUAUUUUCAGGACUGAUCUCCGGAGACACCCCUAGCUAAUGUGAAGACCAAGGAGCUGGGUCCUGGAAGGAGGUCUUGGAUCACUAACUACUGACAGGGAGGAGCAGGAUGGGCGGGGUGGGACAUGAGUGGGACCUAGGGCAGCCAGGACAUCAGGAGGCUCUGGGCCCUUGGGACUGAGGGAGGCACCACCCCAUCAGUCCCAGGGAUCCGUGCUGCACACAGUACCUCUGGGGUCAUCAGGGCUGUGAUGCCCAGGGCAUGCAACACCACUAGGCGAGAGUCACCCAAAACGGGGACAGUAGUCACAUUGUGCUCGUGCUUGCAGAUGUCCACUUACUAAGCAGUCAACAAAUGUUCGUGUGCCAGGCACUGUUCUAGGUGCUAGAGAAGCAGCAGAGACAAGCCCAGGUCCCCAAACUCGUGGAGCGUAAGGAACAGUGGAUGUGCCCUUGUUCACAAGGGCCGCUGGUCAGGGUAGGCAGAGCCGUGCACGUCCAUUUCCAAAACCAGACCUUAGGGAAUUCACAUUCAUGAGAUCUUCAUAAAAGAACACAGUAAACAUUGUAGCUGUAUUUUUAACUUAGUUCUUGGCUUCUCUGUCAGUUAGCUGAGGGCAUUUAACUAAGGAGUGAGUGGCAAGAAAGUUGCCAAUGUAAGUGCUUUACAACCUUACAGACUUGGUAUAUCAUUUAGGACUUUAGGCAAGAGUGUGGGAUGGAACAAGUUCUGCAGUAAAUGUUGUAAAAAGUGCUUUCUAGGAGGUAGGCAUGUAAGCAUGCAGCUGUAGGUUCCUUAAAGUGUGCAUAGUGUUUCCACAACUAAGUUGUCUCUUGUGUAUGUACCGGGUGCCACUGGUGGUUCCGUGUAUAGUCUGGUCGCUCGUCAUCCUCCCCCUCCCUGGCUUCUGUCGAGAUGUUACACUGACAUUACAUUGUGUACUGCAAAAACUACAUGAACUGGCUUGGAGGCUCACCUUUAUCUCACUGUUAUAUGGUAAACAUGAACCACCUAGCCCCCCACUGAAUCUCCCAGGAGAACUGGCCAGGCCUGCUGUCUCUGAGGGGACUGAAGGUUACAGAAGAGCCGGGACUGUCUGCUGAGUGCCGCACGCCUCCUGUGGUUGUCAGGCAGAACACUCAGCAGCCCCCUCCUUCGGCUCCCCUUUCCGCCUGCGGGUCUGCCAUUUGAUUGGUAUUUUUAACUUUCACUUGGAUGAAACUUGUUCAUCAUUUUAAAUAAAGCAACUGAUUUGGA
Messenger RNA from Manis javanica (Malayan pangolin), 4966 nucleotides. It is a transcript of the gene JMJD6, whose product is annotated as jumonji domain containing 6, arginine demethylase and lysine hydroxylase. Gene Ontology annotation, molecular function: P-TEFb complex binding; histone H4R3 demethylase activity. The record is from RefSeq and is a predicted model, not a curated record. Gene Ontology annotation, biological process: phagocytosis. Gene Ontology annotation, cellular component: cytoplasm; nucleus. Lineage: Eukaryota; Metazoa; Chordata; Mammalia; Pholidota; Manidae.